Clupea harengus (Atlantic herring) is the source of this 8225-nucleotide messenger RNA. It is a transcript of the gene capn15, whose product is annotated as calpain 15. The record is from RefSeq and is a predicted model, not a curated record. Gene Ontology annotation, biological process: proteolysis. Lineage: Eukaryota; Metazoa; Chordata; Actinopteri; Clupeiformes; Clupeidae. The transcript is spliced from 13 exons. Gene Ontology annotation, cellular component: cytoplasm. Bases 2720 to 6457 code for a protein of 1245 amino acids. Gene Ontology annotation, molecular function: calcium-dependent cysteine-type endopeptidase activity.
UGUGUGUGCUUGCGUGCGCAGAGAGUGGGACAGAAAAUGAGGGUAUCUAGGUUAGCUCAGUAGCCUGAUCAUGAUCAAACAGUGCCUUUAACUGUCAGUGAAUCUGAACCCAGCAUCCCUUCAUGUAGCAUAACGAGUUGGAUGGUUAAGUGGAGGAAGAAGAGUAGCGUAGUGAAUUAGGACUGUAAGUGUGUGCGUGUGUGUGACAGUUGCUCAGUACCAAUUCCUCCAAAUUAUUACUGCACCCAGAACUGUCAUCCUUUAGAUGUUUGCUCUGUAUUUGCCUUCAGGCGAGACUCGUCCUUUUUUUUUUUUUUUUUAGUUUCUCUUUACGUCACUGUACUCGUAAUUGGUCGCCUUAGAUGCUUUACCUCCCUGUGUGUGUUGAACCGUCCCUGUGCGGUUCGAGCUCUUGAACAGACGCCCCGUCGCCCGCUUGGAUGGCAAUGCGCAUGUGCGCUGCUGACUGGCAGUAAUCCGCUGGACAGCUAGAGAUCGCAUCUGUGCGCGCUGCCCUUAUCGUCAAGCGAGUGUAAACCCUAGAGAAGAGAAUAAACAUGAAUAUAAUACAAUGAAAACAACCUCCCAAGCAAAGACCAACGUCGAGGCCGCACACACACACAUACACUGUCGCGCACACAGGACUGUGUUGGAGUGAUGCACUGUGGGUAGUGGUGUGUGUGUUUGUGUGUGUGUGUGUGUGUGUGUGCGUGCGUGCGUGUUGUGUGUGUGGACGUCUUUUAACCGGAGCCUUCGGGCUGCAGCAUCUUGGACAGGGGCAUAAUGGAAAGAAAACGCCAGUUCGGGACCGGUGGAAAACAAUCGAUCCGCGAGCUCACCCAAUCUUGACGGACUCGUUCACAUCUGGACGUUUUUGAACGCAUCGUAGGUUCUCAUGCGGGACGACUUUGCCCUCCAAAAAAUAUCCUGAACGGUGAGCUCGAGUCAGAAAUCAAAGAGACUGCUGAACUGGGGGACGCUUUUUUAUUUAAAUGAAUCCGUUUCGAAAACGCUUCCUACCAUUCAAGCCUUUUAUCAGUGAAACCCAGUGCUAUGGCUUAUUUUUUUAAACACUGAGAUUAAAGUAGACCAUCAAAGGCCUUACACUGUUCUAAAACUACAACGAGAUUUUUGUGUCGGUUGGGACGAAGAAUAUUUUGGUGCUUCUGCCUGCACGCUGCACUGUUUUCUAUUUGGAUGGUACUGUCACCCAAAAUGAUCAGUUGACCUGUUCGCCUUUAUGCAGCCCAUAUUCGCUUCAAUGGAAUACAAAAAAACAACCGAAGUAUUUAAAAUUCAUGUAGAUGUACUGUCGCGAUCAGAAAUCUGUAUCGUUUGUCUAGUUUGCACUACAGACCAUUAACCGGCGCGAUAUCUCGCUCAUGCGUAUUUCAGUUUAGCGGUUGGCUAAUAAAAGUCGAAUUGAAGCGGAACCUCCGGUUGGUUCCGUGGAGGCAGCUCUUCCUUAAAGUAAGCAGGGAGUGCGGGGGGAAAGGAAGGGGCUAUCCGUAGGUCUGAGGUGGCAAACUGAUGUAAAAUAACUUGCUGUUUGGAGGAGAAUCCGCAGUUUAGCCUACGCAUCCUCCAUUGACCUAGUCUGGAUUUGACAAGCGAGACGGGACGCCGAUUUCUUUUCGCUUUGAACUGCCCUCUCCGUGUCGAGAAAGUGUCUUCAAGCGAGAGCCCUUGUUAUUCGAAUCCCCUCCACUUCAACUACAGUUUUUGUGUUUACCAUCUCAGCCAGAUUGCUGUUUGAAAGGAACAAAUAGCCGGAGUUUUUUUUUGCAUGUAUUGACGUGUUUUAACUUGCGACACAUGCAAGCGGUGGAACAGACAUUCCGUUAAAAGGCUGAAACCAUAUCCGCUAAGGAGUGGGCUUUGGACGGUCAGCGCGUGAUAGUCAGUAAUCCCCGCAGCAGCUGGAGAAAGAUGAGCCUGGGUCAUACUGACAGCGCCGAAGAGUUUUCGUUGAAGUGGUAAGACGGAGCUCUCUAUCUGAGUGUAGCGCAGGCAUUUUUUACCCAGUGCUUGUGACUGAAUGGAUUGUGCUCCUCUUGUCAUAAAAGGUGUAUGGCCAGAGAAACAUGCCCGGUAAUGUGUUGAACCAAAGAGCCUUUGUCGACAUCCUUAGGCUCACCUGGAUGACCCCGUACUUUGCAAAUUCUGUACUUUCCACUCUAUGGUCAUGACCUGAAACAGUUAUGUUUUUCUCACGGAGUUUACAACUGUGAUGCUUGUCAUUGGUCCUAGACUAUUGGUUACCAGUAUUAAACAGUACUGGUAUUGGAAAGCCCUAAUUAAAGACUUACCACUUUUUUUCUGUAACAUUCUGAAUGUUCUCAAUCAACUGAUUCUGGAUUGCUCUGACAAGAUACACAUUUGGGAGGCCGAAGGAUUUUGGACUGUCAGCCUGAUGCUGCUUGGCCUCAUGACCUCCACUGUCGCUGAGAUUCUUUGAGUGACUCAGAUCCGUCCACUAGGUCAUGGAGUGGAGCUUUGGGAUGAUCGAGAACACGUGACUUUCUGUGGCUCCUGUGCUGGUGUAUGACCGUGAGAGGAACUGGGGGAGAGAGAGAGAGAGAGAGAGAGAGAGAGAGUGUGUGUGCACUUGGGACUUAGCAUCCCCUCACCCCCCAGGGGAGGAAGAGUAAAAAGGUCGGCUAACAUUUGCCCAGUGACAGGGGUAAACACGCCGUACAGAGCUGCCCACAGUUGUGCGAUGGGGAGUUCAGCCUCUUCGCUGACAGCAGAGACUGAGUCGGAACAUGGGUUCCGUCCGGCGCCGUAUCCUGUCACACCAACUGUAGGCUGGCUGAGGAACAGCCAUAGUAGUCCAGUGUGGGGGAGCACCUUUAUCACGCGGCAGCAACAGAACCCGCCUAUACCGCACAGAGAGCGCAGUCACUCUCACUCGCCGGGCUCCAUGGCGGCGGUGGUGCGUGGCAGCGGCGGUGAGUGGUCGUGCGGCCGCUGCACCUUCCUGAACGCCGGCGGAUCGCCACGCUGCUCCAUCUGCGAGGCGCCGCGGCAGAAGCCCGACCUCAACCACAUCCUGCGGCUGAGCGCCGAGGAGCCGCGCUGGGUCUGCGGCCGCUGCACGCUCACCAACCCGCACGCCGCCGGCUCCUGCUCCGUGUGCGGGGCCGCCCCCAACGGGCCCCAGCUGGCCCUGCCCCAGGCCCCGCCCAAAGCAGCCGUCGCCACCGCCGCAGCUCCGCCCCAGGACUCGCCGGCCACACCCAGCCCCGGGGAGCCCCCGGCGGGGUUGGUGGAGGAGCCGGUCAGGCGGAUGGAGGUGAUCUCCAACGGGGACGUGGGGGAGGUGAGCGGGGGCUGGGCGUGCCCGCGGUGCACGCUGCACAACACGCCGGUGGCCAUGUCGUGCUCGGCCUGUGGCGGCCCCCGCAAGCUGUCGCUGCCCAAGAUCCCCCCGGAGGCGCUGGUGGUGCCCGAGGUGCGCACGCCGGUGCUGGGCUUCCCCGCCGGCCAGACCCCGCCCCUCAUCGACCUCACGGAGGACACGCCCCUCCCGGCCACGCCUGAGCCGGUGGUGACGCCCCUCUCCUCCUCGGCCCCGCCCACGUCUCUCCAGAACAACCCCGUCCCGCGCAGCAGAAGGGAGGUCCCGCCCCCCAGCAGACAGUCCAACGCAGAUGCCAAACACACACACGCACACACGCCCACUGCUACCGCCGAGCCCUUACUCGGCAAGCGCCUGAGCGUGCUGGAAGAGGAGGACGCGCACCCGCACGCGCACCCUCACGCGUACACACACAACCCCGGCCCAGUCACCUCGCCGCCCUCCUGGAAGUGCCCCGGCUGCUCGGGAUUGGCCGGCGGCCGCUGCGAGGCCUGUCGCUCGACCAUACGCUCCACCUCUUCCUCUGCGACGACCUCGUCCUCGUCGUCCUCGUCCUCCUCUUCCUCGUCGUCGUCGGCCCCGGGGGACGUGAUCGACCUGGUGGGGGAGUCUGUGCGCUUCACGCCGGCGUCCCCCUCCAGCCCUGACUUCAGCUCGUGGGCCUGCUCCAAGUGCACGCUGCGCAACCCCACCUCUGCCCCCCACUGCUCGGCCUGUGGCUCCUCCAAGCUGCACGGCUUCUCCGACGCCACCACCGCCACCGCCAUUGCCCCGCGCCUCCAGCCCUCCUCCCACUCGGCCCGCUGCUGCCCCCACUGCGGCCUCCCCGGCGCCUGUGGCUGCAAGCCGUCCUCGGUCCCGCCUGUCGCUGCCCCGCGCAAGACCGCCCGCGUGUACCCUUCCCUCGCCGUGACCUCCUCCUCGUCGUCCUCGUCGUCAUCCGCUCCUGCCGCCGGCCCCUCGUUGGCGAUAGUGGCGGUGGUGGGGGGCCAGUGGGCGUGCCCGGCGUGCACGCUCCUGAACGAGGGCCGUGCCAAGCACUGCGCCGCCUGCCACACGCCGCAGCAGUACCUGACGCUGCGCAAGCUGGGCAAGCCGCUGAAGCGCCGGGAGAGUGUGCACGUGGAGGCCCGCCGACGGACCGACGAGGGAGAGGCCAAGGAGCUGUGGGAGAACAUCGUCAGCUUCUGCAGAGAGCGCUCCUGUGUCGUCAAGCCCCCCACCCUCUCGAUGAGCCCAGUGUCCUCUGACUGGUCAGAGCGGCAAAGCAAAGUACUGCUUGAAAACCAGAAUGCGGUUAACUUUGUGGAUGACAGUUUCCCACCGGGUCCGCGCUCAGUAGGCUUUCCUGAGAGUGACAGCGUCCAGCAGCGAAUCAAGAAGUGGCUCCGCCCACACGAGAUCAACUGCAACAACUUCAAAGAGCGUGGUGUCAAGUGGAGUGUGUUCCGGACGCCCCGCCCCUCGGACAUACUGCAAGGACUCCUGGGAAACUGCUGGUUCCUGAGUGCGUUAGCGGUGCUGGCGGAGCGUCCGGAGCUGGUGGAGAGGGUGAUGAUCACCAGGACCAUCUGCACCGAGGGGGCCUACCAGGUGCGCCUGUGCAAGGACGGCACCUGGACCACCGUGCUGGUGGAUGACAUGCUGCCCUGCGACGAGUAUGGCUAUCUGCUCUUCUCACAGGCCCAGCGGAGGCAGCUGUGGGUGGCUCUGAUCGAGAAGGCUCUGGCCAAGCUGCACGGCUCCUACUUCGCGCUGCAGGCGGGCCGGGCCAUCGAGGGGCUGGCCACCCUCACCGGCGCCCCCUGUGAGUCACUCAUGCUGCAGGUCAGCUCCACCAACCCCCGCGAGGAGCCCAUCGACACAGACCUCAUCUGGGCCAAGAUGCUCAGCUCCAAAGAGGCUGGGUUCCUGAUGGGGGCUUCCUGUGGGGGCGGGAACAUGAAAGUGGACGAUGUCGUGUACGAGUCGUUGGGGCUCCGCCCCCGUCACGCUUACUCCAUACUGGACGUCCGAGACGUGCAGGGCUACAGGCUGCUGCGACUCAGGAACCCCUGGGGUCGGUUCUCGUGGAACGGCAGCUGGUCGGACGAGUGGACCGAGUGGCCGCAGCACCUGCGUCACGAGCUGAUGGCCCACGGCAGCAGCGAGGGCGUCUUCUGGAUGGAAUACGGAGACUUCAUCAAGUACUUUGACUCGGUGGACAUCUGUAAGAUCCACUCCGACUGGCACGAGGUGCGCCUGCAGGGCUGCUUCCCCAGCAGGGCCAGUGGGCCGAUCACCGUCACCUCCCUCACCGUGCUGGAGAGGACCGCCCUGGAGUUCGCCCUGUUUCAGGAGGGCAGCAGGCGGUCAGACACAGCGGACAGCCACCUGUUGGAUCUGUGCAUCAUGGUGUUCCGGGCGUCCUUUGGCACGGGGAACAAGCUGACUCUGGGCCGGCUGCUGGCCCACAGCAAGCGCGCUGUGAAGAAGUUUGUGGGCUGCGACGUCAUGCUGGAGCCCGGCGAGUACGCGGUGGUCUGCUGUGCCUUCAACCACUGGCAGAUGAACCUGGACAGCCCCUCCACGCCAGUGUCCAGUCCCACCAGUGCUCGGCGGCCCAGUCAAGACUUCCCGGGCUUCAUCCUGGCCAUCUACAGCUCACGGCAGGUGAUGGUGGAGCAGGUGGAGGCCACCUCAACCACGCUCGCCGACGCCAUCAUCCUGCUCACCGAGAACAAGGGGGAGAGACACGAGGGCCGGGAGGGGAUGACGUGUUACUACCUAACCCACGGCUGGGCGGGGCUCAUCGUGGUGGUGGAGAACCGCCACCCUAAAUACUACCUCCAUGUGUCCUGUGACUGCACCGACAGCUUCAACGUGGUGUCCACACGCGGCAGCCUCAAGACCAUAGACAGCGUCCCACCACUGCACAGACAGGUGCUGGUAGUUCUGUCUCAGCUGGAGGGCAACGCUGGCUUCUCCAUCACACACCGACUGGCCCACAGGAAAGCAGCCCAGGCCUCUCUGGGAGACUGGACCCCUAGCAAGGCUACACACUCACCCCAGCUCACCUCAGACACCGAUGGACUUCACCGGCCUCGGCCGCUCUGACACACACACACACACACACACACACACACACACACUACCAGACUCGCAUACACACAGGCAUCCAAAAAGCAUAUGCACCCCCCCCCCACACACACACACACACACACACACACACAAACAGACAAACACACAUGGCUGGUGUUGGUUGGCACUGACUCCUCAUUUUCAGCACGAACAUCAUGACAAACGCACAACUGUGCCAUGAAACGCAUUACCACUGAUCUCACACACACACACCACACACACACACACACACACACACACAGAGAUGAGGCGUUAAGGUCUGGUUGAGUGUGCUAUAACUACUGAGCCAACUACAUCUGAUCUUUUCAGCCAUGGCCACUCCUCUCUCUCUCACACACUCACACAAGGCAUAAGCCUUUUUUAUGGUACUAUGUUAAGCCAAACUUGCUUACAGAUCUCAUAAACCAUCACAUAUUUUAUACUUAUGUACCAUAUUAUUACGCAGUCGUAUGUAGUCCAUAUUCAUGUGUUUACUUUAGAGUGAAUGAGUGUAUGUUUGAUUGAGUGAGUGAGGGUAUGGCCAUAGAAAUGCCUGUCAGAAAAGGGUUUGGGAUCUGAUCUACACUGGGAGAGAUGGUUGGAUGUGGGAGAUGAUGGUGAAAAAAAACUUGAAUACAAUUUUUGGGUUGUUUUAUUUGUUUAUUGUUUCCAGGACAACAGGGUAAUAUUUUUACAUUUAUAGUUUUUGUUCCAUCAUGAUUCUUUUUUUUAUUUUUUUUUAAUCAAAUACUUGAUUUGCUGUUGGAUGUGUUGUGGGGAGGCAGACAAUAAAGAGUGUGUGUGUGUGUGUGUGUGUGUGUGUGUGUGUGUGUGAGAGUGUGUGUGAGAGAGAGAGGACAUGGAUUGAGAGGGGAGAAGGAGAACUAGAUGGUUCACUAUCUGUGUGUAGAGCUGACCUAUUUGUUAAUUUAUUAAUGUGAAAAAUAUGUGUAAAUGUGUUGAGAAAAGCACAAGAGAAUCUGCUCUCCUACGUCUGGAGACAUUUAUAUGUUUGUGCACGCGCAAAUGCACGUCAAAUAAGGAGUGUGUGUGUGUGUGUGUGUGUGUGCAUGUGUUUGUGAGUUUGUUGAAAGAGUGUUAGACGAGUGGGUGGAUGACUGAUGCUGAUGCACUGAAAUCUCCUUCUCUGACGCCAGAUCCAGCGCUGUUGUACUAUCGUGUGCACUCGUUUAAUCUGGUGUCAGUUUCUCUCUCUGUCUCUGUCUGUCUCUCUCUCUCUGUUUGUCUGUCCUCUCUCUCUCUCUCUCUCUGUCUCUGUCUAUCUCUGUCUCUCUCUCUCUGUGUCUGUCCUCUCCUCUCUUGUCUCUCCCCAUCUGUCUCAUUCUUUCCUUUAGUUUUUUUCCCUCUCUGCAUUGUCCUGUGGAUCAUCUCUUAGUUGAAGCGUCAUUGUGACUCGUAAGGCAACGAUUUCUCCUGGUGGUGUGCAGAAGUUAUACUUCACCUGGGUCCACACACACACACACACACACACACACCCCACAGUCACAUUGUGAUGACUUUGUAAAUUGUACAGACUCAAUGCUAAUACCACCUUAAAAGUCAGUGGUUUAACCUGUAUAAAGAAAACCAACCAAUCAAAUCAAGUGAUUGCUGGAGGAACAUGGACCUCCGCUGGAUGGGAAUGUGAUGUAUAGAAUAUUUUACUGAUUUUGGAGACAAAAAUACUAUAUGAAUAUGUAUAAAUAUCUGUAUGUUAAAUUUGCAAUCUCAGGUUCCAUUGGACCAAAUAAAGUUUUUUAAUGAA